Cuculus canorus (common cuckoo) is the source of this 1041-nucleotide messenger RNA. RefSeq names its product olfactory receptor 51Q1-like. Gene Ontology annotation, biological process: G protein-coupled receptor signaling pathway. Gene Ontology annotation, cellular component: membrane. Gene Ontology annotation, molecular function: olfactory receptor activity. Lineage: Eukaryota; Metazoa; Chordata; Aves; Cuculiformes; Cuculidae. The transcript is spliced from 2 exons. The record is from RefSeq and is a predicted model, not a curated record.
AUGUCGUGGGAGGGAGGUGGCCGUGGGGAAAUAAAUGAUGUUAUCGACUUCACAGGAUGGCAGCUUGGAGGAAGCGUGGCCCCACGGAACAGCAGCCGUGCCCUCACUUUCCUCAUGAUGGGCAUUCCCCAGGUGUCUCAUUUCCACCACCGGGUUUCCAUCCCUUGCUGCUUGAUGUGUCUCAUAGCAAAGCUGGGAAACGACAUCAUCCUGCCCUUCAUGAAAGCAGACCAAAAGCUCCACCAGCCCACAUACUACUUCCUUUCAAUGUUGGCCACCAUGGACCUGGGCCUAAUCCUGUCCACCCCACCCACGGUGCUGCACGUGAUUUGGUUUGGCACCAGAGAGAUCAGCUUCCUGAUCCGCCUCACCCAGAAGUUCUCCAUCCAUGCCUUCUCCUUCAUGGAGUCCUCGGUGGUUCUGGCCAUGGCCUUUGACUGCUACGUGGCCAUCUGCUACCUGCUGAGAUACUCUUCCAUCCUCACCAACGCCAGGAUUGCAAAGACUGGUCUGGGGGCAUUCUGCUGCUCUCUGACACUGCUCCCGCCUGUCUGCCUGCUCACAUGACUGCCCUUCUCCAGGUCCCACAUGCUGUCCCACCCCUAUUGCCUGCACCAGGACAUGAUACAGUUGGCAUGCGCAGACUCCACCCUGAACAGCCGGUACAGCCUCACCCUGGUUCUGCUCGUGAUCAUAGACUCGAUGCUCAUUACCUUGUCCUACACUAUGAUUAUCAAGGCUGUGCUGGCCAUGACCUCCAGAGAGGAGUAGACCAAAGCCCUCAACACUUCUAUCUCUCACUUCUGUGCUGUUCUCGCCUUCUACCUACCCCUGAUCAGCCUGUCCAUUGUACACCAGUACGGGAAGAACACUGCACCCUUCACCCAUGUGUUCUUGGCCAACGUCUACCUCUUCGUCCCACCUGUGUUGAACCUCAUCAUCUACAGCAUGAAAAACAAGGCCCUCUGCAAAGGCCUGAUCAGGCUCCUGUGCCAAAGACUGGACUGGACUGGCCAUGGCCAGCAGCCCAGGGGUCAUUGA